ACUUUCACGGCUUCAACAGAGUAUCCCACCGCCGGCCACCUCACCAUCUCCGAUCAGCAGCCUACCGCCGGCCAUCUCACCCGCUGGAACAGCCAUCACGCCAACGCCAUCACAGGUGUGACGCAGAGCUAGACCGACAGCGACAUCCCCAAUGGAGCGCCGAACGCUAGGAACAGGCAGCAGAUUUACGGUUUCUUCUCUCGCUGGAGUCACUACCGGAUCUGCGGCUGGAGUCUCUGGCAAUGAACAAUUUAUCACCUCUCUCCGCCGCCAUCCGACCAGCGCAUCUCUAGCCGGAAAACAGCCAACAGCCGCAUCGCCUAGGGAUGUACAUAUUUCUUAUAUAAAUCUUAUUUUAAAACAACAACAAAUAUUCAUCAGUAGUUUGAAAUGAAAAUUCAAUGUGUUCUUAUUGUUCAUUAGAACUGUUCAACUGAUUUUGAUUCUGCUGAAAUUGUUUUUUCACUUUUUAGGCUGAAUGAUGCUGUUGACAACAAUGAAGUAGCGGGAGUAUUGGAUGGGAUGUAUGUUGUUGUUCAUGGGCACUUGAAAAGCUUUCAGGGUAAAAUGCAGAUAAUGAGCUUUGCUAUAAGGCCCGUGACUGACUAUAAUAUGAUUGCAAACCACUUUCUUGAGUGUAUUUAUGUCCAUCACUGCAAUGCCAAGCCAAAGAUACAAAGCAGCCUUUCUACCCAGAAUCCAACUGAAGGGCAGUCCCAGGUCAACACUCAAUCAAAUGGAUAUAAUUCUACCUCCACAGUUCAAUUCUCUGGACAGAAGUGUAUGGAUGGGCUCAAGGGCAUUGAAAAAAUGGUGAUGGAUUAUUUGCAUCAGCCUUCAUCAAUUGCGCAGGAAAAGGGAAUGCACAGGAAUGAGAUCGCUCAACAGCUUAAAGUUCCAUUGGAGAAGAUCUUGGAAGCAAUUGAGUCACUUGAAGCAGAAGGUCUGGUUUACUCAACCAUUGACGAGUGCCACUAUAAGUCUACUAGUGCUUGAAGCUCAAUAUGAGCAUAGAUAUUGGAUAGCCAAGUUUGUUAAGUAUGGAGGCAGA
Molecule: messenger RNA, 1051 nt
Organism: Ipomoea triloba (trilobed morning glory)
Lineage: Eukaryota; Viridiplantae; Streptophyta; Magnoliopsida; Solanales; Convolvulaceae
Product: replication protein A 32 kDa subunit B-like
Exons: 7
Coding region: 523-996 (157 amino acids)
Biological process (GO): DNA replication; nucleotide-excision repair; double-strand break repair via homologous recombination
Cellular component (GO): DNA replication factor A complex; chromosome, telomeric region; site of double-strand break
Source: RefSeq, a predicted model, not a curated record